Molecule: messenger RNA, 3542 nt
Organism: Gavialis gangeticus (Gharial)
Lineage: Eukaryota; Metazoa; Chordata; Crocodylia; Gavialidae
Gene: ARL5A
Product: ADP ribosylation factor like GTPase 5A
Exons: 6
Coding region: 98-601 (167 amino acids)
Biological process (GO): protein localization to Golgi membrane; vesicle-mediated transport; intracellular protein transport
Cellular component (GO): trans-Golgi network; cytoplasm
Molecular function (GO): GTP binding; GTPase activity
Source: RefSeq, a predicted model, not a curated record
GUUUGUAUCAGCCAUUCUCCCUAUAGAUGAGCUGUUCCACAUGAUUUCCUAGUAGCAGCUCUGCUGGCAACAGCUAUCAGAAACAAAAGAGCCUUAUAUGGGGUCAGAGCACAAAGUAAUCAUUGUUGGUCUGGAUAAUGCAGGAAAAACUACAAUUCUUUAUCAAUUUUCUAUGAAUGAAGUGGUGCACACUUCACCUACGAUAGGGAGUAAUGUAGAAGAGCUUGUGGUUAAUAACACACGUUUUCUAAUGUGGGACAUUGGAGGACAAGAAUCACUUCGAUCUUCAUGGAACACCUACUAUACAAAUACAGAGUUUGUAAUAGUUGUUGUGGACAGCACAGACAGAGAGAGAAUUACUGUAACUAAAGAAGAACUCUAUAAAAUGUUAGCACAUGAGGACUUAAAGAAAGCAGGUUUGCUGAUUUUUGCUAACAAACAAGAUGUGAAGGAGUGCAUGACAGUAGCUGAAAUAUCCCAGUUUCUGAAGCUGACUUCAAUUAAAGAUCACCAGUGGCACAUCCAGGCCUGCUGUGCUCUAACUGGCGAGGGGUUGUGCCAAGGACUUGAAUGGAUGAUGUCAAGACUUAAAAUCAGAUGAUUUUUAAUGACCUCUUUGCACGGACAUUGCAUAAACAAAGUGCAGUAGCCAGGGUUACGUGGACAGCUGCAAAAUUAAUGGAUAAAAUAUUUAUAAUAAACUGAUUUCAACUUUAUUUCUGCACUCACACACAUUAAGUCUCCCACCUCCCUGCCCUACCCCUUUGCUUUGAAACCAAGAUGAAAAUUUGAAGGCUCCAAUUGGGUCUCCCAUUAGUUUCCUCUGAAGACAGAUCUAAAAGCUGUAAUCAAGAUAAAACCACUCAGGACAGUAUAGUGUUGCAUGUGGUAAGUAUGAAGUGAGAGGAAGGAAUUUUAACUUUGCAUUUUAUUAUACCAUUGGUAGUUCUCACCAGUUUAAGAUUUUGGCCUCAUUCUUCCGGUAAAUUAGCAACCAAAUCAGUGGCAUAGGUAUCGACUUUCCAGUAUUUUUAAAAUUUACUGAUGUGUUACAGAUGCAAAACUAUAUUCCUGUAUGUGUACUGUACAUAUUGUGUAUAUUUAUACCUCAAGUUUGUUAAUCAAAAUAUGUUUUGGGAGGAAAUGAGUAACACUGAUUCUCAGUACGCUCAAAAUAGUACUAAUGUGGACAUUGCUGACAUGUCACAACUGCUUUUCUUUAUAUUUUCUGUACAGCUGUAACUUUCUUCAAACAGUUGGUACACCGCAUCUUUAUAAAGUGAAAUCUCUUACAACUGUUGCUUAUGUUUCUCACAUGAUUUUGCAAUUGGGGAAGAUGAUAAAAUGGGAUGGGGUGUAUGAAUUGUUUUUUAUAUUUGGUUCAGUGUUGGCAACCAGAUGCGUUUAACAAAAAACAAACAGCCAAAGAGUUGCUGGAUGAGACAGUAAUUAAAAACAAACAAAAGUGUUAACUUAUGGUUUAUGCCAUCACUUCUAAUGCUGGUAGUAUGUAGUCAUUUAUUAUAGAGUUCAACAUAAUGGGUCAGUUGUUAGCUUUUAAUAAAGGGGCAAUAUGUCUUGAUUUUUUUUUUUUCUCCCGUCCACCUCCUCCCCCUUAUCCAAGGUAGUGACCAACAAGUGUACCUAAAUGUCCCAUUUGGAAUCUUCCAAAGCAGUUUUCUAACCUCUACAGGGAAAUAGGAAUACUUUCUGGUGAUACUACAAAAUUGCGUAGUAACUUUGCCUAUUUUAAGGUUGGGAAGGGUUUAAGAAUAUCAAAACGCAACAAACCAAAAUCACACUGUUCCACAAACUGUGGACUGGAACUGUUACCUGAUCUUGUUCCCAUAGCAGUCCAUGGAUAAACUAUCAUGGACAUAAAUCAUACCCCUGUGUGAUUUCCCCAGGUGAGAUUUCAGGGGGUCAUGACUACCCUACCUUUUCUAUAUUGUUAAAUGGGAGGGGUGUUCUGAAAAAUGUUCAGAACCACUAACUUAAAGAUUCGAGAUUUAUUAUGGGUGGUUUGAAAUAUUAUCAGUAGCACAUGAUGUGUUCGUGGACUUAGUUUCCCAUGUUGACUUCUUAGAUGUAUAUUAAAGGGAUAUUGCAGAACUAAGCAACAACAUUUUAGAAAGUCCUUUCUUUCUUAACUUAAGAAUUUGAUAAAGACAGGAGAGACUCCAACCUUGUGUUUGGGGGUAUGUUAAAUGAAGCAGGAAAGGACAUUUAGUCUUUAAAUGAUGAAGCCAUGAUAUCACAGUUAAUGCAUUCAUUUUUAUGUAACUUUAUCUGUUUGUGAUUUCAUUGUAAUCAGUGGAAAUGUUGAGAGAGAUUUUGGGGCCAGAUAAUGGAGGCAGCUUCAGAAGUUCACAUUUAACAGCUGUGUUGUCCUAAGUACAAUACAGAUGUAUCAGAAAGGUCUCUCAAAUCUUUUUAUCAUGGCAUUUGGUUGGUGGGGACUCUCCACUGCCCAUUAAAUAAAUAUUUUUAAAUGUGUACAUGCAUAUAUUUACAAUGCAUGCACAUAGAGAUCAGUGUUAUACAGUACUGAGAUUUAUAUAAAAGUUUGAGGAACAAAUAACUUCAAAGCAGAAAUUGUUUCUGAGUUUAUUCUGAAAACAUUUUCAAAAAACAUUAUGUACAUUAUUUGGACCUAGGAAUGAACAAUUCUGUAUUUUUCUAGUCUAACAAAAAUUAAAAUCUCAGACCUAACUAUAUAUAAAAUGUUCAAUUUUGGAGCACCACCACAAUUUUUUUACUUGAAUGUUCAAAGUACUGUGUUCUUUCACCUAAAUUUCUAUAGAUUUUAUGCAUUAAGGAUUUUAUCCCAUCUCUUUCUUGUGGUCAAGUUUUGAGGACUUUAAAUGUUUAUCUUAAGUAGCAUGACUAAAAGGAACCUCAAGUGUUCCCCCCCCCAAAAAAAAUGCUGGUCAUAAAUGAACUUAGUCAUAAAUGAACUUACUAAUGAAUGUGAAUUGUCAUCUCAUUUACACUUCCACAUGAAGGAGAUGCCACUUGAUAUUUUCAUCUUAACCUCAGUGUAGUAUCCCCAUAACUGCACGCUUGCUUUUAUUGUCUUACUUCCAGUAUUGGCUGUAGGUUCCAAUAGGGAGAACCUAGACUCUUUACAUAGUUGUAGUGCUGACUUAAAGACCAUAAAAUUUCUACAUUUAUAAUCUACCAUAUAUGAUCUGACAUUGAACAGCAGUGGAGCCUUAAAAGCUAACCCAUCCACUUCCUCUUACGCUGCAUGUUUUGUUUUUGUUUUAUUUUUUUUAAUAGUGUUAAACCUAAUGAUUGUGAUCCAUAUUUUUAAGCCCUUUUUUUGGUUACUGUACAGCAGUGUAAAGGAGGAGAGGGGGAGGGUUGCUUUUCUCUUGCAGUCAAACUCCAUUGCUGUUCAAUAGUUAUAUAACUGCACUCGUAUUGUAUGUUUGGCAUAUAUUUAAACAGAAGUUGGUAAUAGAAGUAAUAGAUGGCAACAGUUUUCAGACCUACCUCACAGGGGUGUUGUGAGGCUUCAUUAAAGUUUAUCAAAUGCA